UGGGCCCGCCCCAUGUCCCCACCACCACCGGGAGCGGAGAGAAGGGGAGCCACGACCGGCGCUGGGGGAGGAUCCUGCCCGCCACCCCGCUCCCUGCCGGGGGCCGGGUGUGCGGGACAGAGCGCAGCGGCGAUGGCCCUGCUGCCGCGGCGGUUUCUCUGCUUCGUGCUGGCCCAUCACUUCAUCGCAGUGGCAGCGUGCCAGGAGGCAGACUACAGCUGGAUGAUCCAGCACUACUGCCUGAAGCAGUUCCAGCUCAGCAUGGAGGGCAUUGGGCAACGGCUCUGGUGUGACUGGGAUGAGACCAUGGGCACCUAUGGGGAGCUGACGAACUGCACGGCGCUCAUCGCAGAGAGGCUUGACUGCUACUGGCCCAACCGGCUGGUGGACGAGUUCUUCGUCGCCGUGCACAAACAGUACUUCAGGAACUGCUCCCCCUCCGGCCGGGCGCUGCACGACCCCCCCAACAGCAUCCUCUGCCCCUUCAUCCUGCUGCCCAUCCUCAUCACCUUGCUGAUGACCGCACUGGUGGUAUGGAGGAGCAAACGCAGUGAGGGCAUUGUGUAGGGACACCCUGCCACUGGGACAGGGGAGGGACCACCUCUGGACUGUCUGGUUUUUGGAAGACCUUGGCAGAGGAGCAUCAGUGGGGGGUACAAAGCCCUGAAGGCAGAUUCACCAGUGCCACAGCUCCUCCUUUGCACCACAAGUGUGCCACCUGCCUGGCAUGAGGAGGUAAUGACAAGGCCAAUGGGUCUGGGUGCAAUGAGACCACCACGGAUUCCUCUUUGUCCUUGUUUUCUGUACCAGGAAAGGCAUCUUUUCCCCCAGCAUGAGGCCGGUGUCUGCACAGGCUGGGUUUUGCCUUGGAGAUGGGGAGCUAUGGUUGAAGGGUGGCAGUGGGAGGUGGUGGAGGUGGCCUUGGCAGCGCUAAUGAGCAACGGGAAUAAGGUGCUUUUCCUACCCAAAUAAACACAUGAAUAAACCAGG
Messenger RNA from Pezoporus occidentalis (night parrot), 990 nucleotides. RefSeq names its product receptor activity modifying protein 1 (gene RAMP1). Gene Ontology annotation, biological process: intracellular protein transport; G protein-coupled receptor signaling pathway; receptor internalization. Gene Ontology annotation, molecular function: coreceptor activity. The record is from RefSeq and is a predicted model, not a curated record. Lineage: Eukaryota; Metazoa; Chordata; Aves; Psittaciformes; Psittacidae. Gene Ontology annotation, cellular component: membrane; signaling receptor complex; cell surface. Bases 13 to 567 code for a protein of 184 amino acids. The transcript has 3 exons.